CUUUAAUUCUCAUCAAGCAACCACUGGUAGUACACUGCAAAUAUUCCUCUUGCCGUGUCACUGGCUUGCUCUGCUCGAUCACGAGCUUGAACUGUGCUUGUGAUCAGCGAGCAAUGGCUACUCAAUGGGUGCUCGUGGUGGUUGCUGUAAUGGCCGUGCUCUUCGCCGGAGGCGCCGCCGGCGGGCAGCUGUCGACGAGGUACUACGACGGCAAGUGCCCGAACGUGCAGAGCAUCGUGAGGGCCGGGAUGGCGCAGGCCGUGGCGGCGGAGCCCCGGAUGGGCGCCUCCAUCCUCCGCAUGUUCUUCCACGACUGCUUCGUCAACGGGUGCGACGCGUCCAUCUUGCUCGACGACACGGCCAACUUCACCGGCGAAAAGAACGCCGGGCCGAACGCCAACUCGGUGCGCGGGUACGAGGUGAUCGACGCCAUCAAGACCCAGGUCGAGGCGUCCUGCAACGCCACCGUCUCCUGCGCCGACAUCCUCGCCCUCGCCGCGCGCGACGCCGUCAACCUGCUGGGCGGGCCGACGUGGACGGUGCAGCUGGGUCGCCGCGACGCGCUGACGGCGAGCCAGAGCGCGGCGAACGGCAACCUGCCGGGGCCGGGGUCCGACCUCGCCACGCUCGUCACCAUGUUCGGCAACAAGGGGCUGUCGCCGCGGGACAUGACGGCGCUGUCGGGCGCGCACACGCUGGGGCAGGCCCGGUGCGCCACGUUCCGCAGCCGCAUCUUCGGCGACGGCAACGUCGACGCCGCCUUCGCCGCGCUCCGGCAGCAGGCGUGCCCGCAGUCCGGCGGCGACACGACGCUGGCGCCCAUCGACGUGCAGACGCCCGACGCGUUCGACAACGCCUACUACGCGAACCUGGUGAAGAAGCAGGGGCUGUUCCACUCCGACCAGGAGCUGUUCAACGGCGGGUCGCAGGACGCGCUGGUGAGGAAGUACGCCGGCAACGCCGGCAUGUUCGCCGCCGACUUCGCCAAGGCGAUGGUGAGGAUGGGCGCCCUCCUGCCGGCGGCCGGGACGCCGACCGAGGUCCGUCUGAACUGUAGGAAGGUCAACUAAAGUCAACCUGAUGACGAACGUGUCCAAGAACUACAAGUGUAGUGAACAGUCAAGAUGGCUGUUUCUGCUCCUUUGGAUUUAUUUUUGUGAUCUGGUUAAUAUUUUUAUUAUUUGUGGAAUUAAUAAUGUUGCUGUAAACAUCUUUUGAUAGCUGCCAGUCAGUCAAUGAUCAUCUGUAAGCAUAAAAAAACGUUUGAAAAUAUGUUGCACAUGUUUUUGUGACAAA
This is a messenger RNA of Oryza sativa Japonica Group (Japanese rice), 1296 nucleotides long. Its product is annotated as peroxidase P7. Gene Ontology annotation, biological process: response to oxidative stress; hydrogen peroxide catabolic process. Lineage: Eukaryota; Viridiplantae; Streptophyta; Magnoliopsida; Poales; Poaceae. The record is from RefSeq and is a predicted model, not a curated record. Gene Ontology annotation, molecular function: peroxidase activity; heme binding.